AUGGCUCGUCAAUCCCCAUUAACCACCCUCCCCCUCUUCCUCCUCCUCUCCCUCCUCCUCCUCCUCUCACAACCAACGCACGCCAUCAAAUUCUCCCUCCAAGCCUUCCGCUACCCACCGCAAAAAUGCAUCUGGAACGCCGCCCACACCAACGCCCUCGUCAUCGUCACAGCCAACGUCGGCCCGGGGCUCAACCAGCGCGUAGACAUCGAGAUCGUGGAUUCGAGUCCGCAAAAGAACAUUUACCUUAGUAAAAAAGGGAUUAAAGCCGAGUCGAGGCUGGCUAUUACGAGUCAUAGUGAGGGUGAGGUUGGGGUGUGUUUUAGGAAUUAUAUUGAGGAUGUAUCUUACGAUGAAAUGGCAAAACUGAGUCGUGUCAUUGACUUGGACAUUGAUAUUGGCGCAGACGCCGUUGACUACAAUGCCAUCGCCAACCAAGAAUCCCUAUCCGGCCUCGAAACAGAGAUGCGCAAACUCGAAGGAAUAGUGAAAGAAGUCGCAGACGAGAUGCUAUACCUCAAGAAGCGGGAAGAGCGGUUCACAAAGACCAACGAAUCGACGAAUCAACGCGUACAAAACUUUGGUUGGUUUACCAUCCUAUCCCUCGCUGGCUUGGGCGUAUGGCAAAUAUUCCACCUUCGCGCGUUCUUCAAGCGGAAGUAUCUUAUCGACUGA
Messenger RNA from Laccaria bicolor S238N-H82, 675 nucleotides. RefSeq lists its product as uncharacterized. Gene Ontology annotation, biological process: endoplasmic reticulum to Golgi vesicle-mediated transport; intracellular protein transport; Golgi organization. The coding region runs from base 1 to 675 and encodes 224 amino acids. NCBI's taxonomy places the organism in Eukaryota, Fungi, Basidiomycota, Agaricomycetes, Agaricales, Hydnangiaceae. The record is from RefSeq and is a predicted model, not a curated record. The transcript has 4 exons. Gene Ontology annotation, cellular component: Golgi apparatus; COPII-coated ER to Golgi transport vesicle; endoplasmic reticulum.